This is a messenger RNA of Coregonus clupeaformis (lake whitefish), 1382 nucleotides long. Its product is annotated as golgin-45-like. Lineage: Eukaryota; Metazoa; Chordata; Actinopteri; Salmoniformes; Salmonidae. Gene Ontology annotation, biological process: Golgi to plasma membrane protein transport; Golgi organization. The record is from RefSeq and is a predicted model, not a curated record. Gene Ontology annotation, cellular component: Golgi membrane.
CAACAGUGUCCGGGGCGGUGACACACAAACAAGACGGCUACGAAGAUUUAACAGAGGAAAAAUAUUUCUUCGGGUAACAGAGAGUUAUCUAUCAGGCCAUCCUGGAAGUCAUCCACCGCCCUGUCCCCCUGUCAUUCGACUGGACUGUUGUGAAGUCUGCCUCUACCAUCAUGUCUACUGCUGCAGUAGCAGACAGAGGUUCCGUCCGUCCAGUCAGGGGCCCCGGCGGCGGCAUGGAGACGGACAAGCCCCCAGUCGCUAAGGAGAUCGCUGCCGUGGAUACGCCUCUGUCCGCGGUGCCACUACUUAAGGUAGCUAGUCCCAAACACAGCCCCAAGAUGACGCACCCUGCCACCGCCACCCCCGGGGUGCUCCACCUGGGGAAGGUUCCCCGGGAGGCCUGCGUGGUGGUGGAGGCAGUGAGGAUCGUUGUUCCCCGUGCUGCCAUCAGCCGGAGGGGGGGUCACGUGGGUCCGGCUGAGGAGAAAGGUGAGGCCUGGGCUGGGCAGCAGAUAGAGGAGCAGGCCCGCUCUCCCUCUCCUCCUCUGGAGGACCUGAGAGGAGCCAUGGAGAAGCUGCAGAACUCAGAGAGAAGACUGCUGCAGGACAAGGAGGGUCUCCUCAACCAGAUCCACGUGCAGACUGAGGUGAACAGAGAGUUGAAGAAGCUGCUGGUAGCCUCUCUAGGAGAUGACCUCCAGUACCACUUUGAGCGUCUGGCCAGAGAGAAGAACCAGCUGAUCUUGGAGAACGAGGCUCUGGGUCGCAGCCUGUCCUCCACAGCAGAACAGCUGGAACGCAUGUCUAUACAAUGUGAUGUCUGGAGGAGCAAGUUUCUGGCAUCCAGAGUGAUGGCGGAGGAGCUGACCAAUGCCAGGGUUUCUCUCCAGCAUCAGACCAGAGAGGCUCAGAGUGCCAUCACAGACCUGCUGAGUGAGAGAGAAGAGUUCUCCAGAGACAUGAUGCUAACCCACAGGUCUCUGGAGCAGCUGCUGGUCUCUCUCCAGUGGGGUCGACAGCAGACCUACUACCCCAGCGCCCAGCCCCUCAGCACGGGAGAACUGGCCCUAGCCAAUCACAAGCUGGCGGAUGCCAUCAACUCCCACCUGCUGGGUGAGGUAGGGGGAAGACAGGCCUCGGAGCUCCCGAACACCUCACACACGCCUGCUGAGAAGAUGGCUGAGAAGGUGUUGAAGAUCCUGGACCCUAUUUCCUGUUCAGACAACCAGGAAGAAACCUCCCCCCUCUCUAUCUCUGACUCCUCCCCCUCGGCCUUCCUGACCAAUAAGAAGAGCAUCGGCCGUUUCCAUCCCUACACCCGCUACGAGAACAUCACCUUCAACUGCUGCGAGCGCUGCAGUGGAGAAAUCUUGGUACUCUAG